AUGGGGGCAUCAGCACAGGGGGCUCCAGCAGGGUGCGAGGACAGGGCUGUGCCUGCCGGAGGAGAGCUGCGGCUGCUGCCCAAGGGACCACUGCCAGCGUGGGAAGCGUUGGAAUGGAGAGUGGCACUGGAUUCAGGAACCCGGCUGGUCAUCAUGAGGGCUAGAAAGGAUAAAGUUCCAGUUUUCAAGGGUUCUUUUUCUGGGAGAAGCACCUUCUUCCCGGAGACCCUCUCCCUGAGCAUCAGCCCGGUCACCCAGGCAGACAGCGGCAACUACUCUGCAGAUUUUGAGACUGAAUCUGGCUUCGUUCCUCAUCAGCGGUUCUGCGUGUCGGUGUGGAAGCCCGUCAGCCGGCCAAACCUGCAGGUGCGCAUGCUGCAGCAGGAGCAGGGCUGGUGCAACAUCUCGCUGCUCUGCUCCGUGCCCGGUGCUGCCAACGUCUCCUACAGCUGGUCCCAUGAUGGGGCUCCCCUGGAGCACAGGAACGUGCUGUCGGUGCCUGGGGACUCGGAGCCCAGGACCUACGUCUGUAACGCGAGCAACCCGGUCAGCUGGAGCACGGCCAGCAUCGACACCGCGACGGUCUGCCUCCCUCCGGGCGCAGUGUCUUCCAUCCUGUGGUGGGCAGUGGCCGUGCCGCUGGUGCUGGCUGUCUCCAUCGUCGCCUUUGUCGCCUGCUGGUGCUGGAGGAAGCGACGGAAGGCCAGCUCGGCAGCUCCCCCAGAACACGUCGAGCCAUCGCUGACUGUCUAUGAGGAAGUGGGCAAAGUCCAAGCUGGCCAAGACCUUAACAGGAACAGGGAGGCCAAUGCAGUAGGAAACACUAUCUACGCCGUGGUCUCCACCAAAGCACAGGGGCCCAGAAGCUUUCAGGAGCCCCAAACCUGCACCAUCUACUCCACUAUUCAAGCUACCAAGAAGUACCCCCCGGUGCUCCUGAAAUGUCCUUUCUCUGCUCCGCAGUCCCCUUCCAUCAGGAGGAAGAAGCUGGAUCCAGCUCUGGUCUGCACUGCCUACACAGAGCCUACGGUGCCUUUGAAACACUGGAGUCCCCCACCGCGGGGCUUGUCCCUGUCUCCUAUGGACCACCACCUCUCCUAG
Molecule: messenger RNA, 1101 nt
Organism: Cygnus atratus (black swan)
Lineage: Eukaryota; Metazoa; Chordata; Aves; Anseriformes; Anatidae
Product: natural killer cell receptor 2B4-like
Exons: 10
Coding region: 1-1101 (366 amino acids)
Biological process (GO): natural killer cell activation involved in immune response
Cellular component (GO): external side of plasma membrane
Molecular function (GO): MHC class I protein binding
Source: RefSeq, a predicted model, not a curated record